Molecule: messenger RNA, 646 nt
Organism: Eurypyga helias (sunbittern)
Lineage: Eukaryota; Metazoa; Chordata; Aves; Eurypygiformes; Eurypygidae
Product: protein RFT1 homolog
Exons: 4
Biological process (GO): dolichol-linked oligosaccharide biosynthetic process; glycolipid translocation
Cellular component (GO): endoplasmic reticulum membrane
Source: RefSeq, a predicted model, not a curated record
GCCUGUGGUAACGCUGUCAGUGAUGCUGGUGCAUGAAGGAUUUCAGAGGCAGUGUGUCGAGAAAUCACUUUCUCUUUUUUUUUCCCUCCUCAUCUCCUUUAGGUUAACUCUGCUGUAUUCAACAGUUGUCUUCCUAGCCAGGGAGGCGUUUCGCAGAGCUUGUUUGAGUGGAAGUACAAAGCGAAACUGGACCAAAACAAUUAAUCUGUUGUGGCUGACAGUCCCUCUUGGUGUUUUUUGGUCUAUUUUCCUGGGCUUAGUGUGGUUACACUUGCUUGAAGUACCUGAUCCUUCGCUGGUUCCUCAUUACCAGGCUGGUGUGGUGUCCUUUGGUCUUUCAGCAGUUAUUGAACUUCUGGGAGAACCGUUCUGGGUUUUAGCACAAGCUCACUUGUUUGUGAGGCUUAAGGUAAUUGCUGAAAGCCUUUCCAUAGUGUCAAAAUGCAUUUUGACAGUUACGUUAGUAGCCCUUUAUCCUCAAUGGGGCCUCUACAUUUUUUCCUUGGCUCAGCUUUUAUAUACCAGUGUUCUGGUAAUGUGCUAUGUAAUUUAUUUUAUGAUAUUUUUGGGGUCUCCUGAAGCAACCAAGAAGUCAUUUCCAGUUGCUAGAAUGAAAGCUCUGUUACCUAACUUGGUUGAAGAUGAG